UUUCGUUCUUCAACGGAUUUUUUCUCGCCGGAUUUUCGAGUGGGUGUUUCCCGUCUUUCCCUCCUGAAUCAACAAGAAUUAUGACAACCCCAAGAGCAUCCUGGGAUCUUAAUUUAUCAGAUGAAUCUGAUAAUGAAGUUGAGAAUACGGCAAAUGUGAAUUCUGAGGCGAAUGCUUUUGCAAAUUUGUUCAAUGGAUCAGGCGAGAAGGGAAUUGAUAAUGUGGCCCCUUUGGAUAGUGAAAUUCAAGAUUUGUUAAGGGAUGUGGAGAAAUCAAUUGAAUUUGGGCCGGAGAUAAUGGCUGAAGUUGCUGAGGGCUUUAAUAAAACAAUGUGUCGUCCACUAUCAAAAGAGACCUCAGACAAUUUGAAAAAUAAUUUCAAGAUCCCAAUCAAUUGUAAACCGUUUGUUAUUCCAAAAAUGAAUCAAGAGAUUUGGUCACACCUCCCAGGGCCGGCUCGUUUUAUCGAUUUAAAUAUGCAACAAAAUCAAUUCUCCCUUGGAAUUGGACUCAAUGCUUUGGCACAAAUUGCAAAUGAAGUUGCGAAAAAUGCAAGCAAUAUACCAAAAGAGGUGAAGAUUUCCAUUCUUAAACUUGCAAUUGACGGGGGAAAUAUUUUGGGUGACCAAAUCCAAUCAAUUUCCAAAAAGAGACGACUUGAAGUAAAAAAGCACAUUAACUCUGAAUACCACGGGAUAUGUAACUCGCAGAUUCCAGUCUCAGAAUUUCUCUUCGGUUCCGAUCUGAACGAAACCUUAAAAGCUUCCAAAACUGCAUCCAAUGUUAUUCGCAAGUCCUUUACUCGUCAAGGACAGAACCAACGUCCCCAACCUUAUUUUAAUCCUCGCAGUUCUUUAAACUUGAAUCGCCCAAGGCUCUUCACUCCCCAGAGGCAGCAGUUCGGGCAGCAACAGAGGGGAGGAAUGUUUCCACGUCGACGUUGGCAAACAAACAACUUUCUUCAACAAUCAACUCCACAUUAUCAAAACCAGAGGAAGUAG
This is a messenger RNA of Folsomia candida, 1001 nucleotides long. RefSeq lists its product as uncharacterized. The coding region runs from base 81 to 1001 and encodes 306 amino acids. The transcript is spliced from 4 exons. The record is from RefSeq and is a predicted model, not a curated record. Lineage: Eukaryota; Metazoa; Arthropoda; Collembola; Entomobryomorpha; Isotomidae.